AUGAAUGAAAAAUCUGCUGUUUUAGAAAGGCUCAGUAGAAGGGAAGCACAGCGUAUUGAAAAACUACAAAAAGCACACAAAGCAAAGGAAGAGGUAGACGCAUCAAAUGAAAAUGAAGAAUAUUUUUCAGGAGCAUUUAAAAUUCGUGCAGAAAUUGUCGAGCAUUUACUCUCUGAAGUCCCCACUUUGGAAACAACAAUUCUACCAGCCCACUUCGAUAAUAUUAAAAGAGAAGUUAAUGAAUUGCAAAAAUUUGUUGUCACUUCGUCAUUUUUCCUUAAAGAAUUCAAUUUGCGUAAAUAUCUUGGUAUUGUCCAAAACCUGCAAACAAAAUGUUAUGAACUGGAAGACAGAUAUGUUCCCCGCAAGAAGUUUGGAUUUUCAAGAAAAAAAUUGCCUAAAUCUCAUACAGGAAAGCAAGAUUCCCUUGAUGAAAAUGAUGGAACUGGUAAAAUUGACAGUAAUAAAUGGGAUGAAAAAUUAUUUGGUUUUGAUUCCAAGGAAAAUGAAGUUUUAUCUAUAGGGAAUGAAGAGCUGUAUCAAAGAGAUGUGGCAUUACGUAAUUUAAAGAAUUGUACAGUAGUUUUGUGUGGGGUUAUGGCAACAUUACAUUUAACGAAUUUGGAGAGCUGCAUUAUUCUUUCGGGUCCAGUGACAUCAUCUGUGUUUGUGGAUAAAUGCAAUAAUUGUAAAAUUGUGACUGCCUGUCAACAGCUUCGCAUGCACACUUCGACUAAAUGUGACGUAUACUUACACGUAACGAGCAAAGGAAUUAUUGAAGAUUGUACACAAAUACGGACGGCUCCAUAUAACUUCAAUUAUGACGAUUUAGAAAAGCAUUUCAACAUGUCAUCUUUGGAUAAAAACAGUAACAAUUGGAAUACUUUAGAUGACUUCAACUGGCUGGCUCCGGAUGUACCAUCUCCAAAUUGGUCAACAUUAGAGUCAACCCAGCGUAUUUCUAAUUGGACAGAACGGUGGUCCGAGCUGCCCUCGUAA
Pieris macdunnoughi is the source of this 999-nucleotide messenger RNA. The record is from the annotation of a GenBank genome assembly. Lineage: Eukaryota; Metazoa; Arthropoda; Insecta; Lepidoptera; Pieridae.